UUGGAUAUUUUUGGACACUUGUUAUAAAAUUUACCCUGAAAAAAGUGAAAGUGAGAUGACGUCAUGCCGUCGCCACCUCCCGCGCCAGCCCCGUAAUCAUGGCGGAGCUGCCCGAGCUGCUCUCCGAGCUUCUCUCUGAGGUCUGAGCGGUUACGGGGGUUCUGAUGGGUCCGGUUCGGGAGAAGCUCCGGGCGGUUUAACGGAACCGGGUUGAACAUGCGGAGCGAGCAGCUUAAGCACGAGAGCAGCGCGCGAGUUCCUGCAGCUGCGGAUGAGUUACUGAUCCUCCGGUCGGACCGGCGACCAGCUGCGCCCGGAGCCUCCGCGCGCUCCUGCUAGUCCUGCUGUGAACCACAGCCUGACUGAGUUCAGUACCUGCAGCUUCACCUCCCUGCAGAGCACGAGCGACCGGAGAGACACAGCGAGAUUGAAAUCUGUGGCCCAGCAUAAUGGAGCACAUUCAGGGAGCGUGGAGAACCCUGAGUAACGGGUUUGGAUUGAAGGACUCUGUGUUUGAAGACACCGGUAUGUCUCCCACCAUUUCCAAGGGCUUUCCUUAUCAGCGACGUUUGUCAGAUGACGGGAAAAUCCCAGACUCCUCAAAAGCAAGCACAAUCCGUGUUUACCUGCCAAACAAGCAGCGCACCGUGGUGAAUGUUCGGCCAGGUAUGACUCUGCACAACUGCCUAAUCAAAGCGCUGAAAGUGCGGGGGCUUCAGCCAGAGUGCUGUGCUGUGUUCAGGCUUCAUCCAGACCAGCCCAGAAGCAAAAAAUACCGUGUGGAUUGGAAUACAGAUUCUACCUCACUGAUUGGAGAAGAGCUGCUGGUGGAGGUUUUAGACCAUGUACCCCUGACUACGCACAAUUUUGUACGGAAAACGUUUCUGAAGCUGGCCUUCUGUGACAUGUGCCAGAAGUUUCUCCUGCAUGGCUUCAGAUGCCAAACCUGUGGCUACAAAUUCCAUGAGCACUGCAGCACCAAAGUCCCCACCAUGUGCGUCGACUGGAGCAACAUUCGACAGCUGCUGCUUUUCCCCACACCUGGAGAAGGUGGAACUCCUUCCCUACCAUCACUUUCAUCCCGGCGGAUGCGAGAUUCUUUAUCCCGGUUUCCUGCCAGCACCCAUCACAGACACUCUACCCCUCAUGCCUUCAACUACAUUACACCUGUCCCGCCCCCAGAAUGCUCUCUCUCGCAGAAGCAGCGCUCAACCUCCACGCCCAACGUCCACAUGGUCAGCACCACCCUGCCUGUGGACGAGCUUGCAGCUGAGGAUGGCUUUCAAAGACAGGACUCAGGGAGCCCCCCUAAUCUCAGCCCAACUGGGUGGUCUCAGUCCAAUCCCCCCGCUCCAGUUCACAGGGAGAAAACACCUUCGUCUAAUAUUCAGGAAAAACACAGAAUACGACCCAGGGAGAAGAGGGAUUCCAGUUAUUACUGGGAGAUCGAUGCCAGCGAGGUGGUUCUGCACUCCCGGAUUGGCUCAGGGUCUUUUGGUACAGUCUAUAAAGGGAAGUGGCAUGGUGACGUAGCUGUGAAGAUUUUGAAGGUCACAGAUCCGACGCCAGAGCAGUUUCAGGCCUUUCGUAAUGAGGUGGCCGUGCUAAGGAAGACCAGGCAUGUCAACAUCCUGCUGUUUAUGGGAUACAUGACCAAAGACAACCUGGCCAUUGUGACGCAGUGGUGUGAGGGCAGCAGCCUCUACAAACAUCUGCAUGUCCAGGAGACCAACCUGCAGAUGUUCCAGCUGAUUGAUAUCGCCAGGCAGGGUGCUCAAGGCAUGGAUUAUUUGCAUGCAAAGAAUAUCAUCCACCGGGACAUGAAGUCAAACAAUAUCUUCCUACAUGAAGGUCUGACUGUGAAGAUUGGAGACUUUGGUUUGGCCACAGUGAAGACCAGGUGGAGCGGAUCCCACCAAUCGGGGCAGCCUUCAGGGUCCAUCUUGUGGAUGGCUCCUGAGGUCAUCCGCAUGCAGGACAAUAACCCCUACAGUUUCCAGUCGGAUGUGUAUUCCUACGGGAUCGUCUUGUAUGAACUGAUGACCGGAGAGCUGCCGUACUCCAUGAUUGCAAACAGAGAUCAGAUCAUUUUUAUGGUUGGAAGAGGAUACCUGGCUCCAGACCUCAGCAAGCUCUACAAGAACUGCCCCAAAGCCAUGAAGAGGCUGGUAUCCGACUGCAUCAAGAAGUCUAAAGAUGACCGACCUCUGUUCCCUCAGAUUCUGGCGUCUAUAGAGCUGCUGCAGCACUCGCUGCCCAAAAUCAACCGCAGCGCCUCAGAACCGUCGCUCCAUCGAGCCACCCACACUGAGGACAUCAACAUCGGCACCCUGACCUCCACCAGACUCAACAUCUUCUAGCACGGACCAUACAGUUCUGUUCCUAAGCCAAAGUGCCCGAGGCCUUGUCUUAUUUAGGGCCAUCAGAUUGGAAAGGUGGUCAUAUUGAAGAGUCCAUGCUUUGACGCUCGUUAUCAAAGGCAUUUUGGCUAUCUUCAGAGUCACAGGCAAAUCAGAUUAGCUCUCAGAUCAGAUCUGUUGAGAUGACUGUCCACACUGUUAUUUGCGAGUGAUCACAUUGGAUUUGCCUGUCUGGACAUCAUAAGCAAAUCUGCAUGGGUAACUGUGGUUUUGAGGUCUACGUCAGUAACUCUCCUUGGACCCCUGCAAUUCCCUCACUCUGGAUUUGAUGAUGUUUUUCAGAGCAUCCAGACUGAGACGCAUCUGUACAAAUCUGAUUAUAAUUGUAUUUGUAAAAAUCAGAUUUCAUGUGGUCGCUGGCUGUCCAGACUGAUCACAAAUCUGGACAAUCUAGAUAUGCCAAAAAUCAAAUCUGGGCUGGCAGUCAGAACAUAGUAUUAGACAUCUUGCCUUAUCUGAGGGUUUGCUGAAAAUGUAUCUGAAUCCUAAAUGACUGUAUUUUUUUCCCAGUGCCUAAAGACAGGUUUUGGUGGAGGUUACCUCAGACUGCAGAUUCUACACCAAUUGGUUAGACUGGAUUAGACUGGAUGUACACAAGAGGUGGAAAAUCCAAAAGUAAACAUUUUUGUGCACAAAAUCGUGUUCUAAGUGGAGGCAGCCUCAUUUGAUUUGUUUCCGUUCAAUACAAUUAAAGUUACACCACCAGAGGUAGCAAAUCCAAGUCCUGAAAGUAAAAAUGUACUUUAAGAUUAGGGUUCAGUAGAGGCAAACUCAGACUGCACUUUCUGCUCUGACUGACUAGAUGCAUUUACCAUAUUUUUCACAUUUUUCACUAUAAGGUCCACCAGAUUUUAAGGCGCACUAUCAAAAAACAUUUAUUUUCUGGUCUAUUUUCAUACAUAAGGCACAUUAUAUGACACAAGUAUGGAACAGGGGACCUGAGACCUGUAAAGCUAAGCUAAGUAAACAAAAUUCUUUAAAAAAAGUGCUGGGCGUUAAUUAACAGAUUUCUCUCCCAAAAACUGUUUAUUUGGGUAAGUAAAGCCCUUCUGUUUAUUUACAGUAAGCUUAGAUUUCCACUAAGGAUAGCCAUGGUAAGCUAAUGUGGCUACUGCUAAUGGUGCUCCAGCAGUGCUAUCCGGGGUUACAGGCUGAUAAUACUCACCUCUGAAUGUUGAAACAGCUAGGGCUCAGCGUGGUUAGCGGCUAAUGCUAGUGUUGCUUCAGUCUCGUUGCUGGAGAACUAAACUAUAACGCUGUACUUCAGCAGAGUGGCUUUACUGCUCGUUACCUCACUGGUAAGAUUCAUACAUACGGUGCACCGGAUUAUAAGGUGCACUGACAUUUUUUGAAAAAAUUAAAGGAUUUUAGGUGCUCCUUAUAGUGUGAAAAAUAUGGUACAACUGAGAUGAUCUAGGUUCUAAAAGUUUUCACCCCAAUGCCCAACGAUAGGUUCAGUGGAAACUCUAUAUGAUUAGAUUGGAUAAUAUUGGAUUUGCACCAAAGGUGAUUCUUUUUUUCCCUGUUGCACAACGAUCAGGUGUCCCAACACUUUUGUCCAUGUAGUAUAGCUGUGUGUCAGUGGUGGUGGUGAUCAGAACAGCCUGUGUGAGAUACACAGCAAACUGUACAUUAAGUGUCCAAGGGUCAACUCGCAUUUUGUUUUGUUUUGUUUUCAUACUUGGCGUAUGAAAGGUGUAGAUGUACAGAUCAAAUUGAUUGAUUGAUAUUUACUAGAAAAUGUUGAUGUACAUAUCAGAUGGAUCUUUAUCCUUAUCUGCAGACCUCUGGCUUAUUUUUGAUUAUUUUAUUUUAUUAGUUGGAGUGGCUGGUGAUCUCCAUUUGAGACUUUGUCAAAGAGAAACUAUGGACGACUGUUCCAUGGAAUAAUUGGAAUAAUUAUGGAUUUCCAUCUAUUUUCGACUUGCUCUUUGACACCACGUCUAACUUGUAUACUUUAAAGGCUGUUAAAGCUUUGUAUUUUAAUAAAAGUAAGACAAAUAAAAACACAAAGAAUUGGA
This is a messenger RNA of Astyanax mexicanus (Mexican tetra), 4441 nucleotides long. It is a transcript of the gene raf1b, whose product is annotated as Raf-1 proto-oncogene, serine/threonine kinase b. Bases 450 to 2360 code for a protein of 636 amino acids. Gene Ontology annotation, biological process: protein phosphorylation; signal transduction. Gene Ontology annotation, molecular function: protein kinase activity; ATP binding. Gene Ontology annotation, cellular component: mitochondrion; plasma membrane; cytosol. The record is from RefSeq and is a predicted model, not a curated record. Lineage: Eukaryota; Metazoa; Chordata; Actinopteri; Characiformes; Acestrorhamphidae. The transcript is spliced from 17 exons.